Molecule: messenger RNA, 2182 nt
Organism: Xyrauchen texanus (razorback sucker)
Lineage: Eukaryota; Metazoa; Chordata; Actinopteri; Cypriniformes; Catostomidae
Exons: 6
Coding region: 111-1691 (526 amino acids)
Source: RefSeq, a predicted model, not a curated record
UGAACUCGACGUGGGAAAACGGGAAUCAAGAAAAUUGGAUAGGGUACUGCUGAACAACAAUUAGGACUGGUCCUUUUAAUUAUUGCUUUGGAGGGUCAGAAUCUGUUAGCAUGUCAGGAAGAAGACCUGCCAAGCUUUUGGUGAUUGUGGGUCAAGAUGAUUCAAGAAAGUUGCUUCUGCCAGAUGGGAUUCCCAAAUCAGUGGAUGAGCUCAGUGAAAAAGUGAGGGAAGCUUUUGGAUUAAAUUGUAGAUUCAGACUACAGUAUAAGGACAAAGAUUUUGGGGAUGUAUUUGUAAAUUUGAUGAACACUGUAGAACUUCAGAGUCUUGGCACUCUAAAGAUUAUCCCAUUGCAAGACGAAGACUCAUUCACUGCUCAAACAAAUGAUGGGACCCAGAGUAAUGAUGAUGCUCUGUCCUCCGUUGGCUCUGUCGACACUGAUGAUACAAUCAUCUUCUCACCCCCUGUCUCAGAAACAGUUUCUACAAGAAAUCAACAGUGGCCAAAAGAAUUUAAUAUUCCACGCUUUUCUUAUGACACUGAACUCCAAUUAGAGAGAGGAAAUUCUCUUUUUAAGGCUAACGGAACAAGGCUGACUGUCACUCCAAAGAUGAAGUCUGAUAUUCUGGAGAAGGUUUGUGAUGAGAUAUACAAGUAUAAAUCUUAUCCAAGCAGUGCAGACUUCUGUGAAGUUUCAGAGGCACUUAUCAAGAAACACCCUUGCUUAGCAGAAAAAGGAUCCUUCAAUGGGUGCUAUGGGUGGACACAGAGAAUUAAAAUGAAGAUGGGAAACCUACGCACACAGUUGAAAGGUCUUGGAUGCCCUGAGUAUUUGGUAAAUUCUCUGAAAACCAAAGCCUCAGACCAUGCUUUUCCAGCAAAAAAUGUUAAACGACCUAAACGGGGUGAGGCCAAUCAUAUUCCAUCCCUACCUGCUGGAGAGACAUCAGCAAACCUUGAAAUUGAGCGCCUGGCACUUGUAAAGGACGUGAAGAAAAGAAACAGUGCAUUGACAAUCAGAGAAAAAAUGACAAAGACGUUUGCCUUUCGCAGACAAGAGAUUGUGGAAAACCAACCUAGUGUUCAAGAACUGCAAGAAAGAUGGCCAGCUCUGUUUCAACAAGAGGAGAUUAAUGCCGAAUUUUUUCGCAUCACGACCUUACCUUUACAAUCGAGAUUUAUGGCCUCUUUGGACAGACAGAGCUCUCAGCUUCUCCAGGUUAUUAGGAGCAAAGGUGGUGUCCUCCGUGAAAAAACUAAGGAUACUAUUAAAGUUAUGGAUCAGAGUCUGGACAUAGACAUCAGAAGAGAGUGCCUGCUGAAGUGCCUGAUCAUGUACCUUGGUGAAGAUGCAAGCUGUCUGAUCAAAGAAUACCAGGCUGACCAGAGGGAGGAAGCGGAGAGAGAAUUUGAAAAGACCACUAUGGCAUUUUUUGUGAUCCGCGAAAGUGAUGCUCUUAGUCGUGCGCUGGACACUUCCAUUGUCAUUGAAGGUGUGGAAGUACUAAAGGAGUUGCCCUCUGUUGCAUGUGCCUGUGCCAUGAUGUUUGGACUCAUUUAUGCACUGAACUUAAAAUAUCCUGAAGGACUCAAAUAUACCUUUGAGGCCUUUCAGAAAAUUAUCAUGGACAUAGAGAGUAAGCAGAUGAGCCGAAGGGUGCAGAACCUCUCUUCAAAGCUGCAGGAGUAAAUUUGUUUCCUUUGACCCAGCUACAAUGUUCUGCUGAUGGUAAAUUUCUUUGAAGAUGUUGGACUGUAUAAAGCCUUUUAUACAAAUUUAACUGUACUACUGUUUACUAAACCGGAUUUGUUUUAUCUAGGGUUUAGUGUUGUCAAAAGUACCGACUUCGGUACCAAGUCGGUACUGAAAUUUUAAAAAUGUGACGCUUUGAGCGCUGUUGAGCGGAAUCGUAAACACCUCUGAUUGGUCAUUGUGUUCUCGCGCUCAUCGGAUAUGUCUGUGAUUGGCUACAAUGAUCAACGCACGGGAGCGUUUGAGAGUACACGGAAGUGUUUGAAAGUUUUUUUUAAAAAACGGGAGUGGGAGCUUUUGAAAGCAAAAGCAGCAGUCUAUCAGCGGACCGGUCCUGCUUUCAAACGCUCCCGUGUGUAUCUGUGCAAGCGCUGUGUGAAGAGCACCAUUGAUGUAUAUUUACAACAAGUUUUGAAGCGCUGAUCAUU